AAAUAAGGUCCUUGAAGAAUUUUGCCUACGUUCUACCUUAACUACCACUCUGCGGGUGGGGCUGCUGCCUGGGGUGGGACUAGGCAAAUGUUACCCUAUGAGGUAGAGAAACGAGGCCGGACUGAGAGUUAAGGAUAGGUUAUCCCUGCUAGGGGCGUGGCUUGCGGGUCCUCACUUUCCCGCCGACGGUUGGCCUCGUCACGUGACAUGGGCUGGAAGAUGGCGUCUCCCACAGACGGGACAGAUUUGGAAGCAUCUUUGCUAAGUUUUGAGAAACUUGACCGUGCCUCACCUGAUCUUUGGCCAGAACAGUUACCCGGUGUUGCUGAAUUUGCAGCUUCUUUCAAGAGUCCCAUCACAAGCUCUCCACCGAAAUGGAUGGCUGAAAUAGAACGUGAUGACAUCGAUAUGUUGAAAGAACUGGGGAGUCUCACUACAGCUAAUCUGAUGGAGAAGGUACGAGGCCUACAGAACCUGGCCUACCAGCUGGGACUGGAUGAGUGCAAAGACAAGCCAUCUGAAGCCAGAGAGAUGACAAGAGGAAAAUUCUUGAACAUUCUAGAAAAGCCCAAGAAGUAGCAACUGCUCAUGGACUGGUAUUCGAAGACUGUAACCAAGUUUCCUUCCAGAUGCAACUCCGAUGCCCACCAUGUGCUUCCUUGGGAAAGCCUGAAGACUAAACUUCAGGACUGCCCUUCUCCCUUGCCCCUGGCACCCUGUGCCUCUGAGGACGUUUGGUAGCAAGAGGAGAGUUUGUUCUGCCCAAGGGUCAUUGCUGUUUGCUGAGUUGGCUUCCCUGUUCUGGAUAUUGCUAGCACAGAGGGCCUGUCAUUCUGAAAGGUGGUUUCCAGGAGCCCCAGGAUCGUAUGGUUCCUUUGAUUCUGUAAGGGCAAAGUCAUUAGUGACUUGUUGGUUGAAAGGGUUCUGUUGAGUUGUACUUGAUCUCCUAAGCAUUCAUGAUGAGGACAUCAGAGACCAACUACGUUCUGGACCAGACUGUGCAUCCUGACCUGUGAACUCUCCAACAUCUAUGGAUUCUUUGGCUCCAUUCUGGAGGAAACAGAAUCUUGCUGAAAUGCACAUCUGCUUUUUAAAUCUGCACCUCCAGUGACAAUCCCACUGUCAACACUAUCUGGUCCCCACCUCCCAGUCCCACUCGCAGGUCUGACUCCAGACAGGAGGAACUCUUGAGUGACUUUCCUGGGAUUAGCUGUAGAGUGAACGGCUCAUGCUGUGUCGCUUUGAGUCCUAGACCUCCAGACCAAUAAGAAGGCAACAGAAGGAACUCUGGGUAGUCUGUUACGUUUGUAAGUAAAAAGGUGGGAGGGUGUGGUUGUGAGAGUCCCCAUGUGACUGAAAACAGGAAGCCUGACUGACUGGUGUGCUAGCAAAUGGUAGUGGCGUUUUGUCCCUCCUUCCUCCUCUCAGCCACCUAUCAGAUGCUUUGCUUAUAUAAGAACACACCCCAUGAAAGUGUCCUGGCUUAACUACAGCUCUCACAGAUUUUUUUUUGCUAGUUGUAUGUCUGCUGAAAUCUGAAAAUCUUGCCCGGGGAUAAAAUCAAUUAGACCUAGUCUGUCACAUGAUAAGUACAGCGAGUUCCUUGAACAUUGUAGAAAGAAAAGCUCUGUGGCCAUCGUCCACUGGGAGUGUGGACACAGGAAAAGUUGUGGUCAAGUUUGUGGUCUUGUAUCUUUUAGGGCACAGUACUCUGGGCUCUACAGCAAGGUCCCUUGACUGUUUUUGACAUUUGUGCUUAAUGCUAGAAUUGAUGUUGGAUUUUCCCCCUCAUUAAUGGUUUUGAUCAACACAAUUUUACUUUUUGAAAGGAAAAGGCAGUGAAAUAUAUAACACAGAUAUGACUAUGAGAAGAGAUGUAUUCUGCUGAGGUCCCUACAAUGACCAGUUGAUUUUAAGCUUAAUUCUAUAAUUGACAGUUUUUAAUCUCACUGAAUGCAAUUAAAGUGAGUGUGUGCAAGUGGUUGGAAAAUAAUGCCAUAAUGUCAAUUUUUUUUCUUCACUCUGUUUUUGAGAGUUGAUGACAUCAGGCAAUUUUCAGAGUUUGGGGAAAUUGAAAACUUUGUGGAGAAUACUGGGCUAGCUCCCCCAAACUAAGCACGUCUGUAAUAGGAAGCCAGGAGUUGGUGUUUUGAUCUGCUAUGGCCUCCUUCUCUUUCUGUCCUAUUCACCAGCACUUAAUUAAUGUAAGUAGGUGUUUUAGACUGUGGUAUUUAUUGUUUUUGUAUUAUCGUCCUUAGAAAUGUUAAUGGUGUAUUUUUGUAUUGAUAAUAUAAACUUAUGUAUAGUAUGUAUUUUAGAAUGUUAGAGAAUACUUUGUGUAUAAUGUUGUCUCUCCAUAAUAAAUAUGUCCCUCAUAUAGGA
Messenger RNA from Grammomys surdaster, 2382 nucleotides. RefSeq names its product lin-52 DREAM MuvB core complex component (gene Lin52). Lineage: Eukaryota; Metazoa; Chordata; Mammalia; Rodentia; Muridae. The transcript has 7 exons. Gene Ontology annotation, cellular component: DRM complex. Gene Ontology annotation, biological process: regulation of DNA-templated transcription. The record is from RefSeq and is a predicted model, not a curated record. Bases 208 to 579 code for a protein of 123 amino acids.